Rhagoletis zephyria (snowberry fruit fly) is the source of this 3162-nucleotide messenger RNA. It is a transcript of the gene Top3alpha, whose product is annotated as topoisomerase 3-alpha. Gene Ontology annotation, biological process: DNA recombination; DNA repair; DNA topological change. Gene Ontology annotation, cellular component: nucleus; chromosome; RecQ family helicase-topoisomerase III complex. Lineage: Eukaryota; Metazoa; Arthropoda; Insecta; Diptera; Tephritidae. Gene Ontology annotation, molecular function: DNA binding; DNA topoisomerase type I (single strand cut, ATP-independent) activity. The record is from RefSeq and is a predicted model, not a curated record.
GAUCAACUAAUCGCCUGUGAAAGUUGAAUCAUGUAAAUUCCCUAUUACCAAAAUAUCGAUGUCAGCAGCUCAUUUAAAAACAUCGAUAUAUCGAUGUUUCUCCAAUUCUAGUUCCUAAUCGUAACAUCUCAUUCCUCAUUAAUUUAUCCUAAUAUUCGGUUCGUCGUUCAAUGUUUAAAUCUUUGAAAUAUGUUAAGUACGCAUAUAACUUUAAGCGUGACUUCCGUCAGGAAAUCACUUUCAAUAUGAAGUACCUAAAUGUUGCGGAAAAGAACGAUGCUGCGAAAACAAUCGCGGGCCUUUUAUCAAUAGGAACAGCAACAAGGCGAGAAGGGUUAUCUGUUUAUAACAAGAUUUACGAAUUCCAAACAGAGAUAAAUGGACGAAUGAGUAAAAUGGUUAUGACAUCAGUAUCCGGUCAUUUGCUCCAACUGGAGUUUAUUGGAGCCUAUCGACGAUGGAAUGAAGUUGAUCCUUCGGCGUUGUUUAGUGCGCCUGUACAAAAAGGGUGUAAUGAAAAUUAUCAGCCAAUUUUGCGAACAUUAGAGAAGGAAGUGCGUAGUUGUAGUGGGCUAAUAAUAUGGACGGAUUGUGAUAGAGAAGGAGAAAACAUUGGCUUCGAAAUAAUUGAUGUUUGUCGUAAAGUUAAGCCGAACCUUAAAGUUUACCGCGCGGUUUUUUCUGAAAUAACCAAGGCAUCGGUUCAUCGAGCGGUUCAACAAUUAACUGAACCUAACAAGAAAUUAAGUGAUGCUGUGGAUGUACGUAUAGAGAUUGACCUUCGAACAGGUGCGGCAAUUACACGGUUUCAGACUAUGAGACUACAACGUUUAUUUCCUGAAAAAAUUGCCGAUAAGCUGAUUUCAUACGGUAGUUGCCAAAUACCAACUUUGGGGUUUGUCGCUGAACGAUACAAAGAAAUUGAGGCAUUUGUAUCUGAAUCAUUUUGGAAGUUAAAAGUUUCACACAUGACUGAUGAUCUAACCGUCGAUUUCAUUUGGGCUCGGAACCGAUUAUUUGAUAAAGCGGCUUGUGAAGAUUACCUAUUGCUGUGUUUGGCCGAUCCAAAAGCAAAAGUCGAAGAAGUUACAGUUAAAACAAAACAUAAGUGGCGACCAACUCCAUUGGACACUGUAGAGAUGGAAAAGUUAGGAUCGCGUAAGCUUAAAAUUUCGGCGAAAGAAACAAUGACUAUUGCAGAAAAGCUUUAUUCCAAAGGUAUAAUCAGUUAUCCACGCACAGAAACAAAUCAAUUCUCUAAGGAUAUAGAUUUGAGAGCCUUAGUCGAGCAGUUCAAUCAACAUCCGGAUUGGGGCAAUUUCGCGCGUCGGGUAGGCGAAUGGGGUCCUAAUCCUCGGAAUGGCAACAAAAGUGAUCAGGCACAUCCGCCUAUUCAUCCCACAAAACUAGUAACAGAUCUACAAGGGAACGAUGCACGGAUAUACGAGUUAAUAUGCCGCCACUUUCUAGCCUGUGUGAGCAAAGACGCAGUUGGAUCUGAAACUGUAGUACGCAUAAAUAUUGCCGAUGAAAAGUUUACAGCAACCGGUCUAUUCGUUUAUGAACGAAACUAUCUCGAUAUUUAUGUAUAUGAAAAAUGGAAUGCGAAACAAAUACAUAAAUAUGAGCAAGGGCAGUUAUUUGAUCCUACAGAAAUAUCAAUGCAAGAAGGUGCCACUACUGCGCCACCACUUUUGACAGAGGCUGAUUUGAUAGCUUUGAUGGAAAAACAUGGCAUUGGAACUGAUGCAACUCAUGCUGAACAUAUAAACACAAUUAAAGAAAGAGGAUACAUCGGAGUGGUUGACAAAGGUUGUCUCGUACCGGGUAUUAUAGGAAUGGGUCUAUAUGAGGGCUAUGAUGCAAUGGAUCUGGCUUUAGCCAAACCCAUGUUGAGGGCAGCAUUUGAGUCGGAUUUAAAAGAUAUUAGCACUGGAAAAAAAAAUCCUAAGACGGUACUGAAUGAACAAAUUCAAAAGUAUUUGGAAGCGUACAAGCAAAUUACAGAAAAGGUCACCGCCAUGGAUAAUAAAAUGUCUUUACGAAUAAAUGAAACUCCUGCGACAAACGAAAGCCAGAGGAGCGAUGGGGGUAAUAUAACAAGAGAACUAUUUCAAUGUCCAAAAUGUUCAGUAGCUCCGUUAUCGUUGCGGCAGAAAAAAAACCAAAACAGCUAUUAUAUAGGCUGCAUGAAUUUUCCUGAUUGUAAGAACACCAUUUGGCUAUCAGAAGAGUGCUUAGAGCCAAAAGUUUUAUCGGAAACUUGCCAGCGUUGUGGACCGAAUGUAAAAUUAAUUAAAUUAAAAUUCGCGUCUAUGUACUACAAAACCUUGUUUAAAACACCUUCUGGCUGGUACAAAACAUGCUUCCGCUGUGACCAACAGUUUCAAGAUAAUUUCAAUAUUAAUCUUGAUCAAGUAAAGCGAACUGGUGGAAUUGUUGGAACUGCCACCCAAGAUUCAAAUACUAUUACGGCUGGUGUUGCUUUAUCCGCCGCUUUUAGAAAUAGUGAAACCAUUAGAGGGUCAGAAUGUCCGAGAAAUAUAAACGAAAAUCGAAAUAUGAGCAAAUCAAAAUCAAAUACUGAAACCAAACAGCUGCCACUUAAGAAGAAAACUAAAAGCACAACCCAAAGCGUUCGAACGUACUUCACAGUCGCAAGUGAACAAACAUUAAUUGAUCAGUCUUCAGUUCCUAUGGAUAUUGAAAGUUCGGUAGUUCCCGACUUGACAUUGGAUAAUUUUUUCAAUGACGGUUUCGAUGAAGUUAUGUGUGCAGUUGAUAUACAAACCGAAACCGCCACAAAUACAACCAAUAUUCCUGCACGAAAUGCAAUCAACGAGAGAGCUUCUGUCGGUUCUGAUUCAUUUAGAUCUAUAAAUAAGUGUACCUCUGGAUCUGUAAAAAGUACGAAUUCUAAUUUCGAUGAGUGCUUUCCGGACUUAAACGAUUUUAUCUGGGGUACUUCUGGACACAAAAUACGAUCUCUUAACGGCAAUGAAUAUAAAAGUAGCCAGAAUUUGCAAAGUAAAAAUCAAGACGUCAGGACGCGAUUAUCAAAAACUGACCAAUAUAACUGGGAUAAUAAAACACAACAUAAUGUUGCACCAACCACGAAUAUUCAAUGCUGUGGGUGUCAUCAGAAGGCUAAACAAUGUAGCU